Molecule: messenger RNA, 666 nt
Organism: Glycine soja
Lineage: Eukaryota; Viridiplantae; Streptophyta; Magnoliopsida; Fabales; Fabaceae
Exons: 1
Coding region: 1-666 (221 amino acids)
Source: RefSeq, a predicted model, not a curated record
AUGCCUCUCUCCAUGUGCCAGCGACUUGGAGACAUAGAGAUAAUGCCCACACGCAUGACCCUCCAGUUGGCUGAUUGCUCCAUUACUAGACCAUAUGGAGUGAUUGAGGAUGUGUUAAUUCAGGUCAAGCAGCUUGUAUUUCCUACAGAUUUAAUGGUUAUGGAUAUAGAGGAGGAUCCUGACAUUCCCAUAAUAUUGGGCCGUCCUUUCAUGUCCAUGACCAAUUGUAUAGUAGAUAUGGGGAAAGGAAAGUUAGAAUUGGGUGUGGAGGAUCAAAAAGUCUCAUUUGACUUAUUUGAAGCAAUGAAGCAUCCAAAUGAUAUGAAAGCUUGCUUUGAUCUGGACAAGGUAGAACAGGAAAUAGAAAUAGCUGCUACAGCCAUGGCACUGCACUUUCCUUUGGAAAAAGCAUUGAUUAAUCAUGUAGAAUGUCUUACUAGAGAGGAGGAACAUGAAGUGCAAACUUGUAUCAAAGAGUUGGAUGGUGCAGGAGAAAAUUCUGAGGGACAUACUGGAUUUGAAGAAUUGAAGAACGGUGGGAAAAUAGAAAAACCAAAAGUAGAGUUGAAGACCUUGCCUGCACAUUUGAAGUAUGUAUGUUUGGAAGACAAUAACUCCAAACCUGUAAUUAUUAGCAGCUUGUUGAAGAAAAUAGACGAAGAUUAG